This is a messenger RNA of Pyrenophora tritici-repentis Pt-1C-BFP, 1800 nucleotides long. RefSeq names its product Arp, Ankyrin repeat protein. Gene Ontology annotation, molecular function: protein binding. Lineage: Eukaryota; Fungi; Ascomycota; Dothideomycetes; Pleosporales; Pleosporaceae. The record is from RefSeq and is a predicted model, not a curated record.
AUGGCUUCUGAAUCUUUUAUCUGCGAUUGGUCAAGGUGCUCCAGUAAGCACAAGAAAACACAUUCAAAACCGUACAAAUGCGAGACGUGCCACGUCAGUUUUGGUCUUAACUCAGAUCUCCAGCGGCACAUCAAAGCUCGCCAUCGCGCUGGCCAACCGCUACACCGUUGUCAUUAUCCGAAGUGUGAUUUCUCUACGAUCCGUAAAGACAAUCUUAACAAACAUAUUCGGAAGAAGAGUCACCAAUAUUCUGUUGAACAGCAAAAAGACAUGGUAACAGAGGCCGAAAAGGAGAUCCCAUCGACUUCCGGAUCAGCUCUUGCUGCGGCCGACAAAGGUGUUGUAGGGGGUUUCAACACUUCCAUACUCUUACAGGCGGCUGCCUCCGGCAACAUCGAACUAGUAGAAACUUGCUUACAAGUUGGUGUUCCAAUCGAAUCAAGAGCUGACGAUGGCUCAACACCACUUCACUGUGCUGCAAGGGCUGGCCAGGUUGAUGCGAUGGCUCUUUUGAUUCAAGAGGGGGCUGACAUAACAACUCGGAACUUAUCAGGCAUGACACCAGUAGCUCAAGCAAUAAGAAGUCACAACCUCGACGCAUUGAAAGUCUUCUAUGACGACAAGGUAUGGGAACGAGUUUUUCACACUAAUGCAAUCGAGUCUGAACACAAGAAGCUUCUCGUAAAAUAUGGCACGAGCGAGAUGUUCCAAGCGCAUCUGAAUCAGUUUGGACGCAGUUAUGACGGUGUCUCUCAAGAGGCACUCUUUUUAGCUAUACAUCACGGGAAUGUGUCCCUAGCUAUCGGGCUUUUGGACUAUCCAAAUAUCGACGUCAACAAAGAAUAUGGUCAAAAUAGGCGGCGACCAAUUGAUAUUGCAACACAGUACAAUCGACUUGAGAUAAUGAGACAUCUAAUCAAGAUCCCAUCUAUCGAUCUGUUGAGCAGGACUCGGCGAGAAGACACAGUCUUACACAUUGCAGCAAGAGAGGGUCACCUGAAGAUGGUCAAGCUAUUGCUAGGUCAAGAGAAAAGUUUUAUCAACGCAAGGACACUCAAAAAUGAGUCGCCUUUACAUCUCGCGUCUUUUCAGAGGCACACGAAAGUCGUUGAGUAUCUUCUCUCAGUACCAGGAAUCGACACCGACGGCAAAGACUCUGCGGGAUCCACAGCUUUGCAGCUUGCUGCUUUUAAGGGAAGGUGGGAAACGGUCCACCUAUUGCUUGAACAUCAGAACGCGCGUUUUCUUCAAGGUUUCUCGACGAAUCUCCUGGGCACUUGCGAGCCAUUUGUUAGGACAGAAGUCGUUCGAAGGUUGUUAAAACACAAGGACUUCAAAGAUCCAAACAUAGGAGAACCCUGGGGUCCACGUAGUAGAUCACUUCUGCAUUUGGCAGCUGCAAGAGUAGAUUGCGAGCUUAUAGAGAUUCUGCUGGAGCACAAGGAUAUCAAUGUGAAUGCAUUGACGGCUUGUAAAAGAACGCCUUUGUAUCAGGCCGCGGAAUGUGGCCAAGUUGAAGCUGUGAAGCUUCUCCUCCAACAUCCGGAUAUCCAGUUAGAUAUGAAAGACUGGCAUGGAAGAACCUCACUGCGUAUCGCAAAAGUCCGUAAAUACGACGAAAUAGUCGACCUCCUCAUCUCCUACGGUGCCAAAGACGACGAAGCCAACACUCUCUCGACCAUCACCCAACCCACCACCGCUUCAAACGCAGCAAACACCAUUACUCCACAGACCACCUCUUCCCAACCAAACAACGAAUUCAUUCUGACCCCUCGAACGACCCUACUCAUGGGGAUAUGA